This is a messenger RNA of Amoebophrya sp. A120, 282 nucleotides long. NCBI's taxonomy places the organism in Eukaryota, Dinophyceae, Syndiniales, Amoebophryaceae. The record is from the annotation of a GenBank genome assembly.
CGAAAGUACAUAGAAUUACAGCUUGGGCACCUGUUAAAUAAGCGGCCGCGUAAGCUCUUUGUACUUGGUGCGUAUUUCGCGUCUCGGAUAAUUUCACGAACAGUGCAGUGCACACCCUGAAACUUUCCCCAGGGUCGCAAUAUUUGGCAGCUUUCGCGCCCGCCGGUCGCAAGAACAAAAGCGGGCCAGCGAUCCAUCGUGGGUUGGCGCAGCUUUUGUGGCAGCGCCUUUCCCGCGGAUCAAACGGGCGCGCGAACGCGAUCGCGUGGGCGACGCCUCUGG